Molecule: messenger RNA, 1429 nt
Organism: Cucurbita pepo subsp. pepo (vegetable marrow)
Lineage: Eukaryota; Viridiplantae; Streptophyta; Magnoliopsida; Cucurbitales; Cucurbitaceae
Source: RefSeq, a predicted model, not a curated record
CACAAGGGUAAGGUGAAAAUGGGCUUAUCCUCUUGCAGAAUUAGACCCAUUUCAGCUCCGAAAGAGAGGAAGAAACAGAGCUAUGAAACCAACAACAAUGGCGGCUCUGGGUUCACAAUUCCCCUUCACAAUGUAUAAGAACUCUGAGAAAAAGAGACCCAGAUCGUCAAUUCUCUGCUCUGUACAACCAUCUCAGAGCAAUAUCAAGGUCAUUAUAAAUGGAGCAGCAAAGGAAAUUGGAAGAGCUGCAGUUAUUGCAGUGACAAAGGCAAGAGGUAUGGAGGUUGCUGGUGCUGUUGAUUCACAUUCUGUCGGAGAGGACAUUGGAAAGGUGUGCGACAUGGAAGAACCUCUAGAAAUACCCAUAUUAAAUGAUCUCACCAUGGUUUUAGGUUCAAUAUCUCAGUUAAAGGAAACAGGAGUUGUUGUUGAUUUCACCGAACCGUCUAAAGUAUAUGAGAAUGUGAAGCAGGCAACUGCAUUUGGCAUGAGAAGUGUGGUUUAUGUUCCCAGAUUAAAAGUAGACACAGUGGCUGCAUUAUCCAACUUCUGUGAGAAAGCUAGCAUGGGUUGUCUUGUCGCCCCAACUCUGUCCAUUGGCUCUAUCCUUCUCCAACAAGCUGCAAUUUCAGCUUCCUUCCAUUACAGCAAUGUAGAGAUUGUGGAAUCCAGAGAGAAUCCACAGGAUCUCCCAUCUUCAGAUGCAGCCCAAAUAGCCAAGAACCUCUCAAAUUUGGGCCAAAUCUACAACAGAGAAGAUAUUUCAACAGAAGUGCCGGCAAGGGGACAAGUGAUUGGAGAAGAUGGAGUUCGAGUGCAUAGCCUUGUCCUUCCGGGGCUUCCUUCCAGCACCAAUGUCUACUUCUCACGCCCGGGAGAGGUUUACACUCUCAAACAUGAUAUCAUAAACGUGCAAAGCCUCAUGCCAGGCUUGUUAUUGGCAAUUAGAAAGGUGGUGCGCCUUAAGGUACCUCCCCAAUUUUCUUCAAUCAUCUUCUUCAUCCUGUAUUGCCAAAUGUUAAGCUGUUGCCUCUCUGUGCUACUCUGCCAGACUCUGGUGUAUGGCUUGGAGAAAUUUCUAUGAAGCUUCGAAGGCUCUCCCCUGGCAGCUCUCUCUGAAACUUCAUCUCCACUUUUCAUUGGACAGAGUGGCCAUCUCGACCUGAUAACAAAAACUAUGGAGAACUUAAAUUAUUUGGUUCUUAAAGAAGGGUUCCAGUCCCAUUCUUUGUAUUAUACCUGCAAAAUCAGGUAUCAGUACCAUGCCCACAUUUUGAGAGUACUAGCAAUAUAGCUAAAAUCUUUCGCGUUUUUUUAGCGGACGAGACACUACUCCCCCUAAUUGUAUCAUAUUGUCUACUUUUAAACAUAAACUCUGGAACAUGUUUUGGUAUUAUCACAGCCAUUACUUUAUUAUCACAACCCAAAA